AUGUCGGAUUUACUUUCCACCACACAAACUGAAGACUUUGAAAGAUUCUUGGAACAAAAGGACUUUGACAGUUGGCUUCAAGAAGAAACCUCAUUAAACGAAGGUUAUCUAAAUGAACACAAUAAAACUGAAGAUGAUGGCUCGAAUAUAGAUAGUACAGAAGAUGAAAAAGAAACUCCUUUGCAUGAUGAUGAUGAUGUAAAGGAAAUUGAAUCAUUAUUAGCAGAAGAUAAAAUAAAAAAAGAAGUGGAGGCUAAAGAAGGUGACAAUAAAGAAAUUCACGAGAAAAUAAAUUCAACAGAAAAUGGUAAUUCAGUUAUUGUCAAUGAAGUAAUUUUAGGUGAAGAUGAUGAAACUUAUGUCGAAGGAGAUGAUAAUCAAGUGGUUGACCAAGUGAUUAUUGAAGAAGAAAUAGAAGGACUGUUGUCAAUAAAAGGGUUGUUAUCAGAACAAUCACUACAACAUCAACAACAAAUAAAUUUAUUUGAAAAAGAAACUCCUUUGCAUGAUGAUGAUGAUAAUGUAAAGGAAAUUGAAUCAUUAUUAGCAGAAGACAAAAUAAAAAAAGAAGUGGAGGCUAAAGAAGGUGACAAUAAAGAAAUUCACGAGAAAAUAAAUUCAACAGAAAAUGGUAAUUCAGUUAUUGUCAAUGAAGUAAUUUUAGGUGAAGUCGAUGAAACUUAUGUCGAAGGAGGUGGUAAUCAAGUGAUUGACCAAGUGAUUAAUGAUGUUCAAGAUGGCCAGAUUAUUGAUGAUGAACAUCAAAUUCAUGUUGAUGACCAUGUUAACGGUGAAAUACUUUAUGAAGAAGAAUCAAUGAUGCGUACUGAAGCUACUGGCAAUUUGGAAACCAAGAUUGAUAAAAAUAAUGUGUUACAUCAUUCACGUACAAUGAGUGGUGAACGUUUUCGAUGUAUUUUGGCAUAUGAAGGGAAUGAAAAUCCCAUUUUCAUAAAAUCUGACAAGAUCGUAGGUGAAUUUAUGGAAGACCUAAAGGUUGAUUUGAUCUGUGACGAAAAUUUAAUAAAAGACCAUGAAGUUGUAUUAACAUUUAUUGACUCGGUCAAAGAUUUCGAAUUAAUUUUGACAGAGGAUAAUAAAUACGCCGAUAAACUUACAUUGGGCAAUAUAAUCGAAGCUCAUAAAGGGUUUCAAAAAUUAUAUAAUAUUGUUUCAAGCGAUCUUGUUAUUAUGGUUUCACUACAGGUCCGAUUUAUUUCACGUUUUCAACAAUUUUUUAAUGAUAAUGAAUCAUACGAGGCCCAAGAACCAAUUUUAGGUGUUGACGAUUACAUAGAGAAUAAUGAUUUGUUAAUGGACGAAUUUGAAUUAGAAGAUUCUUUAUUAAUGAAUGACAAUAAUAACUUUAAGAUCGACGGUUUUAAUUUUUCUAGGAAAAGAGAGAGAUCUCCGGGGCCUGAUAAUGAAGGAAUUUUCAAAAAGAGAAUUAAUGUUUAG
This is a messenger RNA of Entrophospora candida, 1458 nucleotides long. The record is from the annotation of a GenBank genome assembly. Lineage: Eukaryota; Fungi; Glomeromycota; Glomeromycetes; Entrophosporales; Entrophosporaceae.